ACUCUUCGGGAACAAGGUGAGCGCUUUCCCUUUGUGCUCUGCCGUUGGCUUGCAGAGUAACGCUGGGAAAACGAAAGAAUAUUCGGUCUUUAUUUGUUUCUUUUGCUUUAAUUGGCUUCUGAGCUGAAAAACUGAUCGUCGAGUUUAUUUACUAAUUAUCGUUCACAGAAUUCAGAAAAUCUCGGAGCUUUAUCACUGAACCAGGUCUUGGCGGCCCCAGUUUUUCUACAGAUUUUGGCAAUUUUAAUUUGGACAGCAGAAGCUGGAAAUGAUUAAAAGGUAUGGAGUGUUUUGAUUUGCUGAAAAUAUCAUGUUGCAGUGCAUAGGGGCAUUUAAGCAUUUUGGUGCUUCCCUACUGCGGUGUUGUGACCUUGAUUUAUACAAGCAAUCAAGAGGACUUGAAGAUCCUGAACUUCUUGCAAGGGAGACAGUUUUCAGUGUAAGUGAAAUAGAGGCACUUUAUGAGCUCUUUAAGAAGAUCAGCAGUGCCGUUAUUGAUGAUGGGCUGAUUACCAAGGAAGAGUUUCAAUUGGCGUUAUUCAAGACAAACAAGAAGGAGAGCCUGUUUGCUGAUCGGGUGUUUGACUUGUUUGAUACAAAGCACAAUGGAAUACUAGGUUUUGAAGAGUUUGCUCGUGCUCUCUCUGUUUUCCAUCCAAACGCCCCUAUUGAGGAUAAGAUUGAUUUUUCGUUCCAACUAUAUGAUCUAAAGCAGCAAGGUUUCAUCGAACGACAGGAGGUAAAGCAAAUGGUAGUCGCCACGCUUGCUGAAUCUGGGAUGAAUCUUUCGGAUGAUGUUAUAGAAAGUAUUAUUGACAAGACCUUUGAGGAAGCUGAUACAAAACAUGAUGGGAAGAUUGACAAGGAAGAGUGGAGAAGCCUUGUUUUGCAACAUCCAUCCCUCCUGAAGAAUAUGACUCUUCAAUACCUGAAGGACAUAACCACAACAUUCCCAAGCUUUGUGUUCCAUUCACAAGUCGAUGAUACCUAAACUUGAGAAUUGCACCGAAAUUCAGAAGGCUUUCUUAAUCAUGGUUGGUUUGUCUCUACAAACUUGUGCCCGCACACGUAUGAAGGGCCCUAAAGUGUUUACAUCAUUUCGAUUUUAGUUGUUUAUUGAGGAUUUUAUCCAAUGACCGGAUUUUCACUUCACAAUAGAUGUGGGCUUAUACAUUGCAAGUUGCAGAAAUAAUAGGUUCAAAUUUAAUAAAAGAUCUCAAUUAUUAA
Molecule: messenger RNA, 1227 nt
Organism: Juglans regia (Persian walnut)
Lineage: Eukaryota; Viridiplantae; Streptophyta; Magnoliopsida; Fagales; Juglandaceae
Product: calcineurin B-like protein 3
Exons: 10
Coding region: 311-991 (226 amino acids)
Biological process (GO): calcium-mediated signaling
Molecular function (GO): kinase binding; calcium ion binding
Source: RefSeq, a predicted model, not a curated record